This is a messenger RNA of Strongylocentrotus purpuratus (purple sea urchin), 1442 nucleotides long. It is a transcript of the gene trmo, whose product is annotated as tRNA (adenine(37)-N6)-methyltransferase. Lineage: Eukaryota; Metazoa; Echinodermata; Echinoidea; Camarodonta; Strongylocentrotidae. The record is from RefSeq and is a predicted model, not a curated record.
AUGUGUAAUACAGCUGCACCACGGCCACGCCCCAAGCCUAGCCCAGCCCUACGGUACCGGGCGGUGGCGAUCUUAGCAGCACAGCCGCGCCAGCACAAGAUCACCACUCCUUUAUCCCUGAGCACAACCCUCGAGCCAUCAGUCUCCUCUGGUACUCUCAGUCUCACAUCUCCUAUUGGUUACAUCAGGUCUUGUUUCAAGAGCAAGAACGGGACACCAAGGCAGCCAUCGGUGUGUAGCUAUGCUAGAGCCAAGCUGAAGAUCCUCAAGUCUGUGUUUGUCUGCCCUGAUCACUCGCUGGAUGGCUGCACAUUCUCUCAUGUCUGGGUUAUGUUUGUGUUCCAUGAGAACAGCCAAGAGAACUUCACCAAGGCCAAAGUGAAACCUCCAAGACUGGAUGGGAAGAAGGUUGGUGUGUUUGCCUCAAGGUCUCCUCAUAGACCCAAUCCUAUAGGACUCACCCUGGCAAGACUGGAUAAAGUGGAAGGAGAUACCUGUACGUCUGGUAUGGACAUGAUAGAUGGAACCCCAGUCCUGGAUGUCAAACCUUACGUUUCUGAUUACGACAACCCCAAGCAAACCUCUACCAGAACUACUGAUCAUGUUCACAAGAGGCUUGAUGAUGCCUCAAGGGUUCCAAGUGAAGUGCAAGAAACAAGAGAUGGGGCAUUACCAUCUCAGGUGGAUAGUCAAAGCAUAAAGACUGACCGAACAGAACAUUUCUCCAAGGACAGUACUACACGGUCACACGGCAUAGGUGAAUCAAGCGGUCAUGCCAAAGAUAUGACAUCAGACUUAAACACAGACAAUAGAGACAAUGGCAAUAGAACUACUUCAUGUGAGAGCAGUGAUGCUACUCAUACGCUUCAACCUGAAGAUGUUAGUGGAGAUGAUGUGAGAGUUGCAGACUGGGUAGGAGCUCCUCCGAUCAAGGAACUUACUGUUCGGUUCACUCCCAGUGCCAAAGCACAACUUGCUUGCAUUCUGGGGAAACACUGCUCCCAGGCCAUAGAAGACAUCCUGUCAGCGACCCCACGCUCUGUCUACAGGAGAAAGUCUUGCUCUGAUAGACUGUACUACUUCACCAUAGACAACCUUCACAUCACCAGCUGGUUUGGAGCGGGGUUUGUAGAGGUGCUUCAAGUGCAACCCUUUCCUUGGCUGAUAUACCCAAACACACUGCUGCGAGUGAAGGGCUGGCAUCAUCCAAAGUCAAUAGAUGAUUGUGAAACUCGUUAUAAUGAUGUCAUUGGGACGAUGAAAAGUUCCUAGGUUUAUCAGGAGGGUGUUUCACAAAGGUCCUAAGUUGAACUUAUCUCUAAGGUGGACUUACAAUUAUGGGAAGCUGCUAGCAUCUUUGAAAAGAAAUUCUACAAGUUGAUUUAAAAGGCAUAAAAUAUUGAUUCAAAUCAUUCAUAUUUUAAGGAGAUUUCUUGAUGUUC